Molecule: messenger RNA, 4178 nt
Organism: Trichoderma virens Gv29-8
Lineage: Eukaryota; Fungi; Ascomycota; Sordariomycetes; Hypocreales; Hypocreaceae
Exons: 6
Coding region: 1-4038 (1345 amino acids)
Biological process (GO): mitochondrion organization
Cellular component (GO): membrane; mitochondrion
Molecular function (GO): S-adenosylmethionine-dependent methyltransferase activity
Source: RefSeq, a predicted model, not a curated record
AUGGCUGAGCCAACUCAUUAUAUACCCAACAACCGUCAACCCCGAGAGUCUUCGCUGGAUCGAAGAUCACGGCGGUGUCUUAAUCCCAUAAUAGAAGAGGAAACCGAGGAUGUUCAUGGUCAAGCCGGUGCAAAGGGGAAGCGGGUUGAUACGUCGCAUCUCAACAUCACAGCAUGGCUAUCACCGAUGAGCGAUCAUUUUCCGACUCCAAGGGGAGUACACUAUCUUGCUGCCCCGAUCCUUCCAUCAUCGCCAUCGACAGUGUCAGCCGAUGAGAGUUCACCGACUUCAUUCUCCAACUCGAACUCGUGGAACCGAACCAGCUCAGUUACCGAUGGUACCGAAUUCGAUGAGCUGUACGAUCUCUAUGAUGUAUCUGACGAUGAAGCGAAUCGGGGUCUGCGCCGUUCAUCAUCCGUACGAAGAUCUCGAACGGCAUCCAUGGUUUUCGAGCCAGUUAUCAGACAACCCACCCCUCUCGUCAUCCCACCCACUAGAGACGAGAAUGACGAAACCUGGACUGCCGUCGAUGAGCUCAAGAAGAUUACCUCUCCGCUUCCGUUGACCCCAUCUGCGAAUCUUCCAAUGUCACCCGCGCAGAAGGAUUUCUUCGGCAAGCAGCAAGCUUUGGAUAUCCCCACAAUCUCAGCACCGCCGUCUCUUGAUGGAAGCCUAUCAUCAGAGCAACUCGCUACCAUGAGUUCUCCUCCAACUCCUGUGAUCGGUAACGAUGAGACCACUGCGGAAACCUCCUGGACAGGUGUACAUUUGCAGCCCGGUGCUCUAGCAACGUUGCAUGCUUUGUCUGGUGGGGAUGAAGAUGAAGACUUUAAGGACGAAGAUGAAGCUGCUGAGUUCAAUCAGGCGCAAUCCCAUCAGGUUCCAGAAAUGCAACAGAGUUCUCUCCGACUUGUUACCAACUUUCUAUCUCAGGCAACUCGGGAGAACAUCCAUUCCUCUAAUCUCGCUCGUCAAUCUUUGGCAGGGCUUACCAGGCUCAGCAUCCCAUCUCCCGGUGGCUUCUUUUCUGGAUUGUCACCUCGAAGCAGGAAUACUUGGCAUCCUAGAACCCUCUCGCCGCUCGAUUUAAUUCCCCCGACGUCUACGACAGCGGAGCAAUUCUAUCGUUGCCCUUGGAAUGCCAACGCCAACGCCGAUGCAUCCAUCCCCCCGGUACCUCAGCGCGACGAUGCAGAGGACUUUUACCGAAGCGUGGGUUUGACGUCGUCUGCCCCCGUUGAGCACAUUGUGGAGGUUCAAGCCGAUGAGAUCAAUGAAGAUGAUUUACCCACUGCUAGGCCCAUCAUUAGUCUUCAGACGAAUACUCAAGCAAGCGAGUCCGAUAAGUCUCCUGCUUCCCCCGAUGCAGAAGUCAUCCCUACCGAAAUCGUCGAAGAUUACGAUCCUAGCUAUGCUCGGAAGCAACAGCUCGAAGCGCUCUCAAAUCUGGACCGCACUGAGCUUUGGCUUGUGGCACAGCGAGCAUAUCUCAAAGGCGUAGAUGACGUUGAGACUAAUGGCGCUUUGGAAACAAUUGAGGAAGAUUUGGACGAGGAGGACGAGGAGGAGACUAAAUUGGAAAUCAAAACUGAGUCUGAAUCCGAGCAGAAACAGGGGCAAAAGGACGCCGUGGUAAAGAAAACCGUGCGAUUUUCCAACAUCAUCACCACAACGGCGGUGCCAAAGAGCCUCCCAUCUAAGCUCCUUCGUCAAGAAUCCGCCUACUACAGAGCCUUCCAAGACUACGUGGUCCGAACUCAGCAGAGCGAUGUUUUUGUUUCCCAACUUGCUCGCUUCGAGGCUCUUCAAGCGCAGAGAGUUGCACUUCGUUCUACUCACCACAGCCAACUGCUGGGAAAAUAUCAGCUUAGUGUUGUGCCCCAGUCCGCAAAGAAGCGCCUGAGUGCUAAUGUCGUACGCGGCGACGAUAUCCUGACUGAUGAUCCGGAAACGCUGCGAAAGGAGAAGGAGGCUGAGGCCAUGAAGCAAAUGACCAUGGCUACGUGGCAUGUGGCCGCAUUGAAAUUCCUCAAUGGUGGUAAACUCAUUUCCGCGCCGGUUACCAAGCGUCUAGCUCGACUCUCACGAAUGGCACCUGGCAAAGAUGGUGUUGCUCGUGACAGAGCCAGAAUUCUGGACCUUGGCGGUCAGUCAAGCUGCGAUUGGGCAUGGCACUGCGCUCUCCUUUAUCCCAACACCAAGGUAUACACGGUUACCACAAAGGCAGUUCGCCAGCUCUCCAACUCGAACAUCCGUGGCCCACCUAACCACCGUCAAGUUGCAGUGGAACGUCUGACAAAGCUUCCUUUUGCGGACAACCAGUUUGACUUGAUUUCCGCUCGCGAGCUCCACAGCCUGCUUAAGUUUAUUGGAGAAAACGGUGAGGAUGAGUGGGAGAAUUGCCUUCGGGAGUGCAUGCGAGUCUUGAAGCCUGGUGGCUACCUUGAGUUUUCUCUCCUCGACUCGGAUAUCAUGAACGCUGGUCCAUUGGGCCUUGCUAAGAGCGUGGAGUUUGGCUUCACCCUCAAGACUCUCGGUUACGACCCUAGUCCAACAAAGCUGUGGCUGGGCCGACUUGCUCGUGCUGGUUUUCACGAUGUUCGCCGCGCCUGGGUAUGUCUUCCUGUUGGAGCCAAGCCAGUGGUCAAGCCCCCCACUCCUCCCAAGGACAACCUAUCUGGAGCAGACGUUCAGGUCUGCCAGAUGGACGCAAUGGUAAUGGGGAGCACCGACGAUAUUGCUAGCGUCUGCAGCAUCGCUGGCGGCUGGAGCUGGGAAAGGUGGCUUCUCCGAUGCGAGAUGGAGAAGGUUGCAGGUGAACUGAGACUUGCAGACACCGUGACUGCUAGCCCUGCCAUCAAGGAAGCGGGCAAGUGUCUGGAGGGUGUCCAUGCUGUGAUGGAAGAGGGACGCAACUGCAGAGCAGGCUUCCGGAUGCUCAACGGAUAUGCCAGGAAGCCUCAGAUCUGGUAUCAAGCAUUCCGGAUGCUUCUAGGGUAUCCAAUCGCAAACAUCAUCAAAAGCGCCAGCCGGUUGAUGCCUCGGGACAGCAGCAGAAACCGACAGCCACGACCUUCCAACUCGAGCGCGAACCAGGGCACAGCAAGAGGGCAAAUGUCGAACCCAAACAACUGGCAGGAGGAGGCGAUGCGGCGUCUGCGCCAGAUGCAGACGCGGGGCGGGUAUCCCGGACGAGGAGGACCGCAGAUGCCCAGAGGAGCAAACGGCGCCUUGAUUGGAGGUGUUUUGCUGGCGGGCGGCGCCUGGCUGCUGUCGAACUCGCUGUUCAACGUGGACGGUGGUCACCGUGCGAUCAAGUACCAGCGGCUAAGAGGCGUGAGCAAGGAGAUUUACAGCGAAGGAACACACAUCAACAUUCCUUGGUUCGAGACACCCAUCAUCUACGAUGUACGAGCGAAGCCGCGCAACGUCGCUUCACUGACGGGCACCAAAGACUUGCAGAUGGUCAACAUCACCUGCCGUGUUCUGUCAAGACCGAAUGUCGAAGCCCUGCCCCAGAUCUAUAGAACACUUGGAACCGAUUACGAUGAGCGGGUGCUGCCAUCAAUUGUGAACGAGGUUCUGAAGAGCGUUGUUGCUCAGUUUAAUGCCAGCCAGCUUAUUACACAGCGAGAGAUGGUUGCUCGAUUAGUACGGGAGAACUUGUCCCGCCGAGCGGCGCGAUUCAACAUUCUACUCGACGAUGUGUCUCUGACGCAUCUUGCCUUUUCUCCAGAGUUCACAGCUGCCGUCGAAGCUAAGCAGGUUGCACAACAAGAGGCACAGCGAGCAGCCUUCGUUGUCGACAAGGCCCGACAGGAGAAGCAGGCCAUGGUUGUCAAGGCGCAGGGUGAGGCUCGAUCCGCCGAGCUGAUUGGUGAGGCCAUCAAGAAGAGCAAGGCCUACGUGGAGCUGAAGAAGAUUGAGAACGCCAGACUCAUUGCUCAGCAGCUGCAGGAGUCUGGGGCCAAGAACAGGCUGAUGCUGGAUGCUGAGGGCCUGGGUCUGAACGUGUUUGAAGAAUCAGAGAAGAAAUGAGGGGAAAACUGGUGAAGGUGGAAGAUAAUCUCCGCUGCAUGCUUGUCUGUACAAUGAAAACUGUAUUAUAAGAACUAUAUGGAGGCUGUAAUUGGCCCAGGGCACUGGCCACUGAAAUAUACAGAUACGAAUCCUCCCUC